Molecule: messenger RNA, 4051 nt
Organism: Adineta ricciae
Lineage: Eukaryota; Metazoa; Rotifera; Eurotatoria; Adinetida; Adinetidae
Source: the annotation of a GenBank genome assembly
AUGACAACGACAAUCGAUAUGUUAUUGAACAAUCCUCCAAGAUCACCUUUGAAAAUGACUGUUGAUCAUUUGAAACAUUUUCUAUCGAAUGCAAAAAGCCAACGAUGGAUGAUUUGUGAAUGGUUCUAUUCAGAUAUCGAUCGAAUAGAAAAAAAUUUAUGUGAAAUGAUGCAAGUUAUGUGCCAUAUUACAAUCGUUCGAGAAAGAAACAGAAGUGGUGAUGAUGACAAAUAUUUAUUGACUGACGAUUACAGUUACAAUAAACUAAAGUGUUUGUUAACAAAUGAAAAUGAGUUUGAACAUUGUGUGGAACAUUUUUUUCCUGAACUAGUCAAUAAAAAACCACUCCGACUUACUCGUCAACAAUGGAGUUUAAUUCGACGUCGAUUUGGCAAACCUCGACGACUAUCAAGUGCGUAUCUUGAAAAUGAAAGAAUUAAAUUGGUUAAACAACGAAAUUUAUUACGAAUCGUUCAAAAUGAAACAAAAACGCAUUAUCAAUCGGAUAAAAUCUUUUUGAAUAACCUUCCAUCGUUCAUUAUUCCGCCAUUGCAACCCGGUGCACAUGUCAUUGUUCAAUUAUUUCGUUCGUGUCAAUUUGGUUUGUAUCGUGGACAAUUUCUUUCGCGAAAUGAAGCAAAUCCUCAACAAUAUCAAAUUCUCUUCGAUGAUUCAAAUAUUGGUUUAUUGAAUGUCAAUGAUUAUGAUGUUAUGUCUGAACAGCCACUUGAACAUCUUGUCCUUGCUGAAAAAUUGAAAUUAAUUCAAUUUGCUCACAAAGAUAAAAAUUAUUUGGUUAGUGAUAACGACGAAGGUGAUUUACAAACGACAGACGAUGAAGAAAUUAUACCAAAAGCUGAUGUUAUUACUAAAAUACCUGACCGAUUGUUGUAUCUUGUCAUUCGAGUGUCAAGGAUACUUUGUGCAAAACGUGAUUCGAUUGAGAAUCUUCGAAAAAUGAACGAUCAAGCUGAAUUUGAAAUAAGUCGACAUAUUCCACUAAGUGAUACAUUCCGACGUGAUUAUGCACAUUUAAUUCAAUGGUUAGCGAAACUAAACGAAUAUUUAGCGAAAUUUAUUGAGGAAAUCAAUACAAUUUGUCGACAAAUCGUCACUGAUGAACAAUUACUCGUUGUAUUUAACGACACAAAAUUUGUUUGUGAUCGCUCACAACGUUUAGCAAAAGAAUUGAUCAGUAAACUCAACGUUCCUCCUGUGGUUCUUAACCAAGAAACACUUGAAUUGAUUACAAAACUUGUCGCACUCGUCGUACAAAUGAAANCUGCUUGUUCAGGAAUUAUCUAUUUGUUAACGUACGUACCGUGUAUGUAUAUAUCCAUUCGAGAAGAUUUGGCGCAAGAUACAAUACCACGAUGGGCAAAAAUGUUGGCAUCUUUAUUGUCGACGAGUGCAUUUGGUAUGGGGGCGAAAUACAUUGCAUUUUAUGAAAAUAUUGGCACAGGAAUUCAAUUCGACAAUAUUCGUUAUAGUCCAGUCGAAGGUGAUCGAUUUACUUGUUUCGAAACCGUUCUUUUCAUGUUACUCGAUACCAUUCUUCAUCUUCUGCUCAUGUGGUACAUUGAAAAUGUGUAUCCGGGCACAUAUGGAAUUCCGAAGAAAUGGUAUUUUCCAUUCACUGUUAGUUACUGGACUGGGGAAUCAUACGUUCAGCCAAAUUGGAUAAAAAAACUGAAGAAAACGAGAUUGUUCAACUGGUAUAUUUGCAAGAAACAUCACAUGUCUUAUCAAUUCAAUUGGUCAUCAGCAUCAAUAAGUCAAAUAAACAGUGAUUCAAAUCGAAAUGAAAGUUAUUUCGAACAAGAUGAACAAGCAAGUCAACAAUCAAUUGGUGUUCGAUUGCUAAAUUUAACAAAAAUAUUCGAUAAAAAGAAAUUUGCCGUACAAAAUCUAUCCUUAGACUUAUAUGAAGGUGAAAUUCUUUCUUUUCUUGGACAUAAUGGAGCAGGAAAAACGACAACAAUGUCAAUUUUAACGGGUCUGAUUCCAGCGACAUCAGGAACGGCAACUAUUUACGAUCAAGAUAUCAAUGUUGAUAUGGAUAAAAUACGAAAGAAUCUCGGCUGGUGUCCUCAACAUAAUGUUCUAUUUGAAAAAUUAACGGUCGAAGAGCAUUUGCUGUUCUUCUCAAAACUAAAACAGGUUCAAAGUCGAGAGAUGAAGAAAAUGAUUGAAAAUUUGUUAUUUGAUAUUGGACUAACAGCGAAACGUAAUGCAAUGGUUUCAACAUUAUCCGGUGGAAUGAAACGAAAACUAUCCGUUGCAAUGGCGUUUGUUGGUGAUGCGAAAACAAUUAUUCUUGACGAGCCAACAGCCGGUGUAGAUCCAUAUGCACGUCGUGCAAUCUGGGAGUUAUUAAUCAAAUUGAAACAAGGACGAACUGUUUUGUUAAGUAGUCAUCAUAUGGAUGAAGCUGAUGUUCUCGGUGAUCGAAUUGCCAUUAUUUCAAAUGGACAGUUGAAAUGUUGUGGAACAUCAUUGUUUCUCAAAACAACCUUUGGCGAAGGUUAUGUGUUAACAUUAGUUAAAAAUGAUCCUUGGCUAUCGUCGAAAGAUGAAAUAACAUCAAUGAUUAUUCAAUGUAUCCCCAAAGCUUUUUUGAAAGAAGAGACAAGAAAUGAACUUCAAUAUGUUUUGCCAUUGAAAAGUCGUCAUUUAUUUCCUGAAUUCUUCUCGACACUCGACUCACACAAAGAAUCCUUAUCCAUCAAAGGUUAUGGCUUACAAGAUGUUUCAUUAGAAGAAGUUUUUCUCAAAGUAACUGAACAAUUCAAGAAAACACCGAGUGCAGCAGCUGUUGAAUCACAAUUAAACACGCCCGUGGAAACUCCUGAUUUAACAACAACAUCAACAAUCACUGACACAUCAUCAACAACGCUGCAUAUUCAACAUAACGAUCGGGUUACUGGAACUCGUCUCUAUGCAAAACAAGCGUUAGCGAUUAUUAUCAAACGUUUCAUAUUCAAUUACCGAAAUAUGCGUGGUUUAGCAACACAGAUCUUGUUACCUGCAUUUUUUAUUACUGUUGCUAUGACAGUCGCACUAACUGCGCCUGGUUUUGCUGAUCCUCCGCCAAUCACAUUAUCUACUUCAAUGUUUUCUCGUAUGAAUUCUCUCUAUACACCCGUAUCUGGUUUGAAUAGUUAUAAAUACAAGAAUAUUUCUCAACUUUACUCAAUGAAUGCCAACCCGUAUGAUUUAGCCGAGACAAUUCGUUAUCCAUCUGGCCUUGGUUCAACUUGCUUACUGAAAAGUCCAUACAUGAACGAAACUAAAUUAACAUUCGAGAAUUUAACUGGCACGACUUGUAAUAGUGUUUAUAACAAUAAAUAUCAAGUCGAUUCAACGCAGGAUAUUAAUUGGAUGGAAAUGUUUGAUAAUCAUAAUGUCUCAAUCAAUCGAACAUAUGAACUAGAAAAUGUGUUCAACAAUACAUACUAUUCACCUUGUACGUGCUCAAAGAUCCAAUCACGAUUUGUUUGUUCAUCAUUUAUGAAGCCACCGUCAUCCGAUUUACUAACUAAUGAUCAUAUCUUAAACAUAACAAAGGAAGAAAACGAAAUUCUCUAUUAUUUAUAUACAAUAGAUAAUCACCAUUUAGACCGGUAUGGUGGUUUGUCAUUUGGUCUAGUUCAAGAUUAUAUCCCAGAUGACUAUCCCAUCAAUAAAGAUAGUCAACACUUACAUAAAUUAGCUGUAAAAAAUACGGCCAGAAUAUUCACAAAUCACAAAGGCUAUCAUAGUUUACCAUUAUAUAUCAAUAUUAUGUCAAACAGUAUCCUUCGAGCGAAUUUACCUCUUGAAAAAGGUCUUCCUUCAGCAUAUGGAAUUACUACGAUAAACCAUCCAAUGAAUGAAACAAAUAAUAUGUUAUCAACUGAAUUUAUUCUGCAAGGAUCUGAUGUUGUCAUCUCAGUCUUCAUCAUUGUUGCCAUGUCAUUUGUUCCUGCGUCGUUUACCUUAUUUCUCGUUUAUGAACGAGCGACAAAAUCUAAACACAUUCAAUAUAUCAAUGGUCUUUAUCCCUUAGUGU